Messenger RNA from Aspergillus brunneoviolaceus CBS 621.78, 1641 nucleotides. Its product is annotated as Zn(II)2Cys6 transcription factor. Gene Ontology annotation, biological process: regulation of DNA-templated transcription; DNA-templated transcription. Gene Ontology annotation, cellular component: nucleus. Lineage: Eukaryota; Fungi; Ascomycota; Eurotiomycetes; Eurotiales; Aspergillaceae. The annotation marks the transcript as partial. The transcript has 4 exons. Gene Ontology annotation, molecular function: DNA binding; DNA-binding transcription factor activity, RNA polymerase II-specific; zinc ion binding. The record is from RefSeq and is a predicted model, not a curated record.
UGCCUGACCUGUCGCGCACGCAAGGUGAAGUGCGACGAGACACAUCCACUUUGCAACAAUUGCCGCAACCUGGAUGUGGAGUCUACUGCAUCUCUUUCCGAUCAAGCCGGUCGACCCUCCGAUCCACAGACCAGAGCCGGGCCCCGUUCUCCCGCGUGCUUUACCUGUCGCUACGCCCGGUCCAGAUGCUCCAAGACCCGCCCGUCGUGCACCCGCUGUGCCAUCUACGGCCACGAAUGCAGUUACCCCGAGACGAAUAAGGGACGGUCGCUGACGUCCUCUGCCCAGUCCUUGAUGCAAAGACUUCGAAGUAGUCGCUCACCGUCGCCUGCCAUCUCCUUGGAAGAUGAGUCGAGAACCAUUGCUCCUACGCAAGCGGACAGGUCUCAUCAACCCGCUCAAAUCAAUCUGCCUAGCCAGGAUCGACUGGAGCGUCUUGCUGUGGCUUUCUUUCUUCACGUUCAUGUCUAUCGCGCCAAUGCGUUUCUCCACCGAGACCGAACGCUCACUGCCAUCCGCGAUGGAACCUUAUCCGCGGCGAUUGUCCUCGCUCUCUGUGCUGUUGGGGGGAGAUUCUCCUUUCCUCCGGAGUCUGAAGAGACAGUGAUGGCCUGGGCAACAGAUGCAGGUGUUCAAAUCAUAGCAUCGACGGACGUAAACAGAGACAACAUCGCGGCUUCCCUUCUGCUAACCAUCUAUUAUCAACAGGCGGGUCAGUUUGCACGAUCCCAUCUCUGGUCCGGGAUUGCCAUUAACCAGGCAAUUACCCUCGGCCUGCAUCGCGAAGCCCCACUAAGAAAUCACACCUUCGUCGAGAGCGAACGCGAUCGACGGAUAUUCUACGCAUGUUACGCGAUGAGCCGGCUCAUAUCCAACGGCGCACCGGAGUCGAUUCAGUGCCCCUCGUCUCGCAUCAGGCUCAAGCUACCGUGCGACGGCUUCAACUACCGGAUGGAUGUUUCUGUGGAAACACCAUACGCCCAGUUGGAGGAGGCCGAGGGGCCCUCAGGGUCAGCUGACACCCACCAAUGCGUGGGAGCCAUAGGGUUUUGGGUGCGCUUAGUCGGGGUCCGAACUAUGACUCGGCGAUACUUUCACACCCUCACCGAAAGCCAACAGCAGCAGCAGCAGCAGGAAAGCGACACACGAGCAGUGUCCGGGGAGUCGCUACCUAUCAGGUUCCAGCUCUCCCGCGAACGCGUCGCGCAGCUCGCCGAAUCUCCCGUCCUCGGCCAAAUCGUGCUGUUCUACCUGUGGUGGAACAUAUGCCACAUUGAACUAUGCAGCAUGGCGUUGACGGGGUACGCGCAAUCGUUGGACGAGGAUACUCUCGCUGCCGCUCCGGAUGGCUGGGUCCAACAGACGCGCCAGAAAUGCUUGCGGCAUGCGCAGGCUAUAACUGAUGUGCUGGAACUCCUUGAUCGGGAGCUAUCGGGGCAUCCGCUGACGAUCUACGACCAUACCAUCGCGCAUGUAGUUUACCUGUCCCUUCGAGUGCAGUUGGAAGUCGGACUCGUAGAGGAUGAGAUCCCGUCUCGGUUGAGGAACCGAUUUGAGAUGAUGCUCGCGUUUGUGAAACGAACAAGUACCUAUUUCCGAUCGGUUCAGCUUGUGGUGAGAUUAAGCCUUGCUCAUCCUUGA